Anguilla rostrata (American eel) is the source of this 1662-nucleotide messenger RNA. It is a transcript of the gene pkib, whose product is annotated as protein kinase (cAMP-dependent, catalytic) inhibitor beta. Gene Ontology annotation, molecular function: cAMP-dependent protein kinase inhibitor activity. The transcript is spliced from 4 exons. Bases 263 to 493 code for a protein of 76 amino acids. Gene Ontology annotation, cellular component: nucleus; cytoplasm. The record is from RefSeq and is a predicted model, not a curated record. Gene Ontology annotation, biological process: negative regulation of cAMP-dependent protein kinase activity. NCBI's taxonomy places the organism in Eukaryota, Metazoa, Chordata, Actinopteri, Anguilliformes, Anguillidae.
ACUAUGCUCGCACUGGAACUGAAUAUAUACAUGAAUGACAAUGACAGGGAUCCCAGCUCUCAAAGUUCUCCCCAUGGAUAGUCUAUUUAUUUUCAGAUUUUGAGUACAAAGCCAAUACUCUUGUUCAUCACCAUUUGUUUUGCAUACUAGAAUACAAGGAGAGAUGCUGUGAAAUUUAUCACGGGCGCCAUGGAGACCGGAACGAAAAUGUUUGCCUCGUGGUGUGGAAAGGAAGGCGAGGCUAUGAGGAGAGGGCCCAGCGAUGACUGAUGUGGAGCCUGUUGUCACCGAUUUCGCAGCGACAGGGAGGACCGGGCGGCGAAACGCCCUUCCCGAUAUCCUAGGGUCCACCGCUGGGGCCGGCACCGCCGACCUUCCGGACAAGCUGGCCCAGCUGUCCGUCAGUGCAGAUGACAGCGAGCAGGGUGCAGAGGGGUCAGCGGCGGAAGCUUCCGGAAGCUCAGACGACAAGGAGAAGGCGGAGGGAACGUAAUGGCCUGAGGGCGCCCGGCGAGCUAAGCCUGUGACCCCACCCGAAAAAACAAGAGACCCAUGGGCCUCCUCCUCACCACCACCACCCCCCCCCCCACUUCCCCCCUCCCCCCAUAAAUCUCAUUGACCAGACAACUGUAACCUACACGUGCAGUGCUAUGCAACAUCGCCAACAGCUGCAGCUGAAUCCAGGCUCCGGACAACGGGAGGCUGUUGUUUUCGCUUGUUGCAGUCAAGCUGCGGGAUGUCAGUCAACACACAGUCGAUAAAACACCUGGAUAGACGUAACUCGGAGAUGGCUUCGAUCCGUCUUUCCGCCCGUUACCGCGUGCCGCAAACCAACCGAGAGACCAGUGCCAGAGUAGCGCCAUGCGUGGAAGUGUGCAGCGUUCUUUCUGUAGGUGAGAGAGGGGAGUUCUCCCAUGUGACAGGUGUAGCAUUCCCCCAUUUGACAGGUGUUGCAAGAAAAAGCGUUUUCGCCGAAUGUCGACUCGUAGUUGCAGCAAUGUCUAUUUUUGCACAACAAAGGUAUAAACAUUCCUUUUGGUGACGUGAAUACAGUUUUUAUCUUAUACUCGUGGUUAAUCUGUGUGCUUCAAUAAGACCUCUACCUUGUGUGUUUUAUACUGUCAAAUAUCCAUAAUUAAUUAUUAUUACUGACAGAAAGUUGUUUAAAGUAUAUGGUAGUUUUUUCCCCCCCCAGUACUUGUUAAAGUGUUUACAUUCUGUUUGCAACUAAAGGCAUCACUUUAGUGCCCAUCAACUCUUAUAAAGGUUACGCUCCAUGUGCUGCAGUGUUGUCAAUACUUGUCAGAUCUAACUGUGUGAAACAGUCCGUGACUAUUGGGUCAGCUGUAGUUUGUUGUCAUCGUACAAGAAGAAACGAUAAAGGACCAUCCAAUUUCGAAGUUCCUCAAUGGACCGUGGACCAUAUUAUGGUUAUGAACAACCAUUAGACGAGUAGGAUGGAACAGAUUUUCUGGAUUCAGUGUAUUUAUUUUUUUAUUUGUUGAAUCUAAUUACUUUUUACAGUGUGUUGCAAUAACAAACCUACAGAUUUUCCUCUGGUUGUUAACUUGGCCAUGCUGUUACUAGAAUGAUAUUGUCUGUUGUAAGUUACACAUGAAAUACCAGGUGUAAAAAAUAAAUCCUGUACUUAGUUUUCUUUAA